AUGGGUCUGGAAGGGGGGCCUGUGGGCCGGGGUCCCCGAGCCCUGAGCUUCCUCUGGGUCCCAGCUGUGGACCGGGUGGCGUCGCCAGCUGCUCGAAGAUCUCAGCCGGCCAAGGCGGGACGCCUGACAGCCGCGGCCCGGGGCGGGGCCGGGGGCGGGGCGGAGAGUCAGCUCCACGAGCUGCCCUGGGUGUGCGAGGAUGGCACCGAGACCCCCGUGGUCCUGCAGGGCCACAUCGACUGUGGCUCCCUGCUCGGCCACCGCGCCGUCUACCGCAUGUGCUUCGCCACGGCCGCCUUCUUCUUCCUUUUCACGCUUCUCAUGAUCUGCGUGCGCAGCAGCAGGGACCCCCGAGCUGCCAUCCAGAACGGGUUUUGGUUCUUUAAGCUCCUGGUCCUCGUGGGUAUCACCGUGGGUGCCUUCUACAUCCCUGAUGGCUCCUUCUCCAACAUCUGGUUCUACUUUGGCGUCGUGGGCUCCUUCCUCUUCAUCCUCAUCCAGCUGAUCCUGUUCAUCGACUUCGCGCACUCCUGGAACCAGCGGUGGCUGGGCAAGGCCGAGGAGUGCGACUCCCGCGCCUGGUACGCAGGCCUCUUCUUCUUCACCUUCCUCUUCUACACGCUGUCCAUCGCCGCCGUGACGCUGCUCUUCAUCUACUACACCCACCCUGACGGCUGCUACGAGGGCAAGGCCUUCGUAGGCCUCAACCUCGUCCUCUGUGUCUCUGUGUCCAUUGUCGCCGUCCUGCCCAAGGUCCAGGAUGCCCAGCCCAACUCGGGACUGCUGCAGGCCUCGGUGGUCACGCUCUACACCAUGUUCGUCACCUGGUCAGCCCUAUCCAACGUCCCUGACCAGAAGUGCAACCCGCACCUGCUGAUCAGCUACGACAAUGAGACGGUGCUGGCGGGCCCCGAGGGCUACGAGACCCAGUGGUGGGAUGCCCCAAGCAUCGUGGGCCUCGUCGUCUUCAUCCUGUGUACCCUCUUCAUCAGCGUGCGCUCCUCGGACCACAGGCAGGUGAACACCCUGAUGCAGACGGAGGAGUGCCCGGCCAUGCUGGAGGCUGCGCAGCGGGAGCAGCAGCAGCAGGCCGCCUGCGAGCACCGAGCCUUCGACAACGAGCAGGACGGCGUCACCUACAGCUACUCCUUCUUCCACUUCUGCCUGCUGCUGGCCUCCCUGCACAUCAUGAUGACGCUCACCAACUGGUACAGCCCCGGUGAGGCCCGGAAGAUGGUCAGCACGUGGACCGCCGUGUGGGUGAAGAUCUGUGCCAGCUGGGCGGGGCUGUUCCUCUACCUGUGGACGCUGGUGGCGCCCCUGCUUCUGCCCAACCGUGACUUCAGCUGAGGCAGCCCUCGGCAGGCUGCCAGCCAGUGCCUCGGGGCUCAGCGACAGCAGCCAGGCUGAGCCCCAGCCCUGCCCCUCCUCCGGGACUGCCCCCGCCCGGACCCCCAUUCUGGUGCCUUCAAGGUCAGAGAGGCUUUCGCCCCAGCCUCCGGCCACCCCGACCUCACCUCCUCUUUUCCCUGCCCCUGGUCACGCCCACCCGCUUGUUCUCAGGCCCCCCACCACGGGGACUGAGGGAGAGCUGCUCAGAGAGCAAGGGGCGCUUGGAGCCCCCUCACCAGUGCCCACCCUGAGGCCCCGCCCACCUCCGACAGCCACCAUGGUCCCAUGAUGUGGGGGGGCCUACCACGUUCCCCGGCCACAUGUGCCUUAUCUAGUUUCUGAGACUGCCCAAUAAACAAGCCAGCGGCACGCC
This is a messenger RNA of Oryctolagus cuniculus (rabbit), 1765 nucleotides long. Lineage: Eukaryota; Metazoa; Chordata; Mammalia; Lagomorpha; Leporidae. The record is from RefSeq and is a predicted model, not a curated record.